This is a messenger RNA of Closterium sp. NIES-65, 1002 nucleotides long. NCBI's taxonomy places the organism in Eukaryota, Viridiplantae, Streptophyta, Zygnematophyceae, Desmidiales, Closteriaceae. The record is from the annotation of a GenBank genome assembly.
AUGGCUAGCCCUAAUGUACUUACCUUCAAUGCUGAGGGUCGAGCAGUCGAUUUUGAGGUCUGGGUCAAUGAUCUACAGCUUUUUCUGCAGUGCGACUCUAGGGACGGAGUCUCACUGUUUGAUCACACGCCCGGCGUCUCUGUUGCACCUGCUGCCGAUGUUGGCAGUACAGUUCGCUCGCAGUGGACCACGCAUGAUGCUGCUGCUCGUCUUGCUGUUCGUAGUCACCUGCCCUCUGCUGAGCGCGCGCACUUUGGCCAGUACAAGACUGCUAAGACUCUGUAUGUCGCUCUUAUUGCGCGCUACUCCUCCCCUGCCACUGCUGCUCUCAGCCGCCUCAUGCUGCCGUACCUGUUCCCUGACCUCGCCGCUUUUGCCACACUCCCUCACUCCCUUCGCCAAGUCAGCGACCACUUCCUCUCCCUUUGCCCCACCACGCUCACUGUUGACCUCCUCGAGGAGCGCCUCUUUGCAGCUGAGAAGAGUAUAGUCACUGUAGGAGCCUCUCGUGGUGGCCCUCGUGCCCCUUUCUUUAAGGGGUGCUCCCCUAUUCCCCUCUUGCCCUUUGUUGUAUCUACUGCUGCUGUCGACCUCGUUGGCACUAAGUUGCGCAGUGGGGAGACGUGCGGACUGCCGCACGCUACGCACCGCUGCUUCGGCCGCCUGAUAGACGCUUGGCGUGCACAGUUUCCUGACGCCACUGAGAUCCCUCGCUGGGGUGAUUUGUUUAGGUCGGGGGUUGCUAUCUUUGAUCUUGAUUAUGAUGCUAUCCUUGCUGCUAUGUAUGCUGUGACUAUUAGUGUUGAGGGUGACUGUUACCUGUGUGUUCCGCCCGACCCGGGCAUUGAGGUUGCUGCUCUAGGUGCUACUGAGUUUGCUACUCCAGGUGCUGGUGAGGCUGCUCUCUCAAGUACCGCUUCUGCUGUGUACGGUGGUCCUGUCAAGCUCCCUGUCCGGUUUCCACCUCCCCUCGUUCUCCACGAACUUGGUGAGUGGAGCUGA